AGGUCCUGCAUCUCGGGGUCGGCGUCCAGGACCGGAGCAAGGCGACAGUGGCGGCAGCGGCGCUGAGUGAAGUGCCCAGUCCUGACCCAGCACUUCUCACCCUUCCUUCUUUCAACUGACGGAGCCUUCCUUUCCGGCGAGCACUCUUCCCAAAGGACUGCCCGGGGCUGGCCCCACUGCUGUCCUCUCACCUGUUCGCUCACGUUCACAUUCUGGUCUCCACUGGCCUCACAGGGUACAGCUCUGAAGGGGAAAAAAGUGGUGUAAUUUUGGGCAUUCUGAGCAUUCAGAAGGCAACCAGACAUGUCCUUGGAUGACAUUAAGAUGAAAUCCAGUGACUUCCUGGAGGGGAAAGAUCUGGACAGCGGCGGCUUCGGGAAGGUGUCUCUGUGCUUCCACAAAACCCGUGGACUCGUGAUCAUAAAAAAGGUGUACACAGGGCCCAAGUGCACUGAGUACAACGAGGCCCUUCUGGAGGAGGGGAAGAUGAUGAACAGACUGAGACACAGCCGGGUGGUGCAGCUCCUGGGCAUCAUCAUAGAAGAAGGGAACUACUCCCUGGUGAUGGAGUACAUGGAGAAGGGCAACCUGAUGCGUGUGCUGAAAGACGAGAUCAGUAUUCCACUUUCUGUAAAAGGAAGGAUAAUCGCAGAGACCAUUGAAGGGAUGUGCUACUUACAUGGAGAAGGCGUGAUUCACAAGGACCUGAAGCCUGAAAACAUCCUCGUCGAUAUUGACUUUCACAUCAAGAUAGCGGAUCUUGGUGCUGCUUCCUUCAAGACAUGGAGUAAACUGACUCAAGAGGAGCACAAUGAGCAGAGGAAGGUGAACGACACCUCUAAGAAGAAUGGCGGCACCCUGCACUAUAUGGCCCCUGAGCACCUGGAUGACAUCAAUGCAAAACCCACAGAGAAGUCAGACGUGUACAGCUUUGCCAUAGUACUUUGGGCAAUAUUUGCAAAUAAGGAGCCAUAUGAAAAUGCUAUCUGUGAGCAGCAGUUGAUUUUGUGCAUAAAAUCUGGGAACAGGCCAAAUGUGGAUGACAUCAUUGAGUACUGCCCCAAGGAGAUCAUCAGCCUCAUGAAGCUCUGCUGGGAGAAGUUGCCGGAAGAUCGGCCAACAUUUCCUGGCAUUGAAGAAAAAUUUAGGCCUUUUUAUUUAAGUCAUUUAGAAGAAAAUGUAGAAGAGGAUGUAAAGAGUUUGAAGAAAGAAUUUCCAGGCCAAAAUGCAAUUGCGAAGAGAAUGCUGUCUCUCGAAAUUGAUUGUGUGGCUAUACCUCCAAGCAGGUCAAAUUCAGCUACAGAACAGCCUGGUUCGCUGCACAGUUCUCAGGGAUUUGGGGCAGGUCCUGUGGAAGAGUCCUGGUUUGCCCCCUCCUUGGAGCACCAGCAAGAAGAGAAUGAGCCCAGUCUGCAGAGUAAACUCCAGGAAGAAGCCAACUACCAUCUUUUUGGCAGCCGCAUGGACAAGCAGACAAAAAAGCAGCCCAAACAGAAUGUGGCAUACAGUAGAGAGGAGGAAAGGAGACGAAGGGUCUCCCAUGACCCUUUUGCACAGCCGAGACCUUAUGGGAAUGUUCAGAACUCAGGGGCAAAAGGCCCUACUUAUUCUGGUGUAACCAACCAUGGUCACACAGUGCACCAGGCAACAGGGCUAACCAGUCAACCCCAAGUACCAUUCUGGAACAAUGGAUUAUAUAACUCAAUUGGUUUUGGAGCAAGACCAUUGGAUACAGGAACAGCAGGUUCAAGAGUUUUGUACAGGCCAAUUUUAGGCCGUGUGCCUAGUCUGAAUAACACCCCAGUGCCUGAGACCAACCUACUGGGAAACACACCCACCAUUCCAUUCAGCUCCUUGCUAACAACAGAUGAGUCCAUAAAAUAUGCCAUAUACAAUAGUACUGGUAUUCAGAUUGGAACCAACAAUUACAUGGAUUUUAGUGGAUUGAGUUCAUCACUACCAGACAACACAAACAUGAAUCUUAAAGAAGAACCAGCUUCUGGGUACCAAGAUAUCUUUGAUAAUACCACUAGUCUGACUGAUAAGCACCUGGACCCAGUCAGGGAAAAUCUGGGAAGGCAAUGGAAAGACUGUGCCCGUAAACUGGGCUUCACUCAAUCUCAGAUUGAUGAAAUUGACCAUGACUAUGAGCGAGACGGACUAAAAGAAAAGGUUUACCAGAUGCUCCAAAAGUGGCUGAUGAGGGAAGGCUAUAAGGGGGCCACAGUGGGGAAGCUGGCCUGGGCGCUCUACCAGUGUUCCAGAAAAGACCUUCUGAAGUACUUGAUCCACGCCACCCAGAACUAACCCUGAACGGGCCUUGGCAGCUGAAGCAGACUCUUCAUUUCGUGAGUGAAAGUGGGCUGCCUUGGAGCAUUCAGAAUUCUGUUCUCACUGAUAGGGAUUCCAUGUCUAUACAAAUGUCACUUCUUGCAUUUCAUAGCUGGACAAUGGGAAGAGAAAUCUGCAGCAAACAACCCACUUUCAGGAAAGUGUAAACCUCUUAGUGGUCCAGCACCCAUCAAAAAAGAAGCCCAGCUGGGUUUUGAAAGGGAGAGUGGAGAUAUUUAAGCAAGGCCAUUUCCUUUCAGCUCAUGCCAUAGCCAUCAAUGAUGCUAGCUAUUCCAUUUCCUGGAGUUUUGUUUGUGCAA
This is a messenger RNA of Carlito syrichta (Philippine tarsier), 2651 nucleotides long. RefSeq names its product receptor interacting serine/threonine kinase 1 (gene RIPK1). The record is from RefSeq and is a predicted model, not a curated record. Gene Ontology annotation, molecular function: protein binding; JUN kinase kinase kinase activity; ATP binding. The transcript is spliced from 12 exons. Gene Ontology annotation, biological process: signal transduction; protein phosphorylation. The coding region runs from base 304 to 2307 and encodes 667 amino acids. NCBI's taxonomy places the organism in Eukaryota, Metazoa, Chordata, Mammalia, Primates, Tarsiidae.